AUGUUUAUAUUGAUAAAGGGGCAGUAUGUGUUUGAGAAGAGAGUAUUUACUAGCAAAGCUGUUGAAGUAGUUACUUUCCUGGAGAUAGUAAAUAGUAUCCUAUUAUGCAGUCUGAAACUGGACAUUGAUGAAAGUGAGCAGAAGCUGCUUGUGGCACAAGAUGCACAAACAUCAAGCCAGAUGAAGAACGAGGAGCUGCAGGCUAACUUGAAAGAACUUGAGAGUCUGAGAGUGGAGGAGAAGCAAGAGGUGCAGGAACUGAACAGACAGGCUUCUACAGAUGAUGACAUUGCUGAAGCCAGGCAAGCUGUGGCUGGUAUUGAUCAACUACAGUUAGACAUCACUGACAUGGAUGUCAUAGAGUUACUUGACUCCCAUGGCAAAGAACUGACCAGUGAAGACCUUAAUGGAAAUGGAGCAGUUGAAGACUUGAAGGCUCAUGUCUACAGACUGCAAGAUUCCAAGGAGCAACAUCAGAGGGAAUUGUUGGAGGUGCAGAACCAGGCCCGCCGCCUGAAGGAAUCGUGCGACCUUUUGGAGAAAGACUUGACCCAUACCCAGCAAGCACUGCAGAAUGAAAGGGAAGAAAAUGGGACAUUACGACAAACGAAGAAGGAACUGCUGGCUACUGUUAAACAGCUGGAGCAUGAGAUACAAAGUCUGAAACUGGACAUUGAUGAAAGGGAAAAGAAGCUGCUUGUGGCACAAGAUGCACAGACAUUCAGCCAGAUGAAGAACGAGGAACUGCAGGCUAUUUUGAAAGAACUUGAGAGUCAGCGAGUGGACGAAAAGCAAGAAGUGCAGGAACUGAACAGACAGGUAAUGAUACUGAAAGGUGACAUUUCUGAGAAGACCAGUGAACUUCUGACACUGCAGAGAAUGGCAGACCAUCAAGGAUGGGAGCAUGAGCAAGAAACAUUAAAACUGCAGAGGAAAAUUGCAGAUAUUGAGGCACAGCGAGAUCACGUUCAGAAGGAAGUUGAAGAGUUGAAGGCUGAGGUCUCUCGACUACAAGAUGUCAAGGAACAGCUGAAGGAAUCAUGUGACCUAUUGGAGAAGAACCUGACCCAUUCCCAGAAAGCACUGCAAAAUGAAAGUGAGAAAAAUUGGACGUUACAACAGACAAAGAUGGAACUGCUGGAUACUGUUAAACACCUAGAGCAUGAGAUACUGAGUCUGAAACUGGACAUUGAAGAAGGGAAACAGAAGCUGCAUGUUGCACAAGAGGCACAGACAUCAAGCCAGAUGAAGAAUGAGGAGCUGCAGGCUGCCUUGAAAGAACUUGAGAGUCAGCGAGUCAAGGACAAGCAAGAGUUGCAGGAACUGAACAGACAGGUAUGA
Messenger RNA from Protopterus annectens (West African lungfish), 1341 nucleotides. RefSeq names its product rootletin-like. The transcript is spliced from 8 exons. NCBI's taxonomy places the organism in Eukaryota, Metazoa, Chordata, Ceratodontiformes, Protopteridae. The record is from RefSeq and is a predicted model, not a curated record. The coding region runs from base 1 to 1341 and encodes 446 amino acids.